CAGAACAGCAACGCUUUAACGGCAUUAUUGUAAUUAACUAUGUCAAAUACGAAAUUCAAAAUCCCAACUAGAUCGUUUCACUUUUCACACACAACGGCUAUCUAAAAUAUAAACCCUAAACCAGAGUUCUAGUAACAAGUUUAUGAUCAUUUCGACUCUCACUCUUAACGUUCAUGGUUCUUCAUCUGAUCUCGAACAUAUCCCAGUUCAUGGUCUGAGCUUACGAAGAAGUAAAACAAGAUGGAUAAAGUUUGUGAAGAGCUAUACGAAGCUAAAGCAGAGAUUGAACGACUCAAGGCUGAAUACAAAGCUAAAUUGGAGCUGUCUGGGAGCUUGAAGAGAGCACUUGAUGGGCAGCUAGUUAAAAUCCAAGAGGCAAAUGCAACGAUUAAGAAGCAAGCUCAUGAGAUCGAUGAUAAAAUGGGGGAAAUCUGUAGUAUGAAGCAGACACAGGAAGGGCUUGAGAUUGGUAUGAAGGAGAAGGAGGGUUUGAUCAAGCACCUUCACUUGGCAAAUGAUAAGCUUCGUUUGAAAUAUGAUGAGAAUAACAAGAAAUGGGAAGACGAGAGGCGAGAGAUCUUAAUGAAUCUAGAAGACACAAACAUGAAGAACGAUGAUCUAGAAAGGAAAGUCGAACAAUUUAAAGAAGAGACCAAACGACUUAAAGGGCUUCUUGUUGCCACGGAGAAGAAGCCUAAGGAAGCAGAAAAUAAAGCAAAGAUGUCCAAAGAAUUUAAGCAAAGAGAUGAUGUCUUAUUCAAACUAGAGGAGGAUUACCAAAUAACAGUGGACCAGCUCAAGUGGAAAAAGGAACAAUUCCAACAUCUAGAAGAAGCCCAUAGAAAGCUUAGAAGCCAAUUUGACUCGAGCAAAAAAGAGUGGGAGCACGAAAGAUCAACAUUACUCGAUGAGAUCAGUAAAUUACAGAUGAGUCUAGAUUCUCAGACAAGAACCUCACAAGAUCUCCAAAGGCGGUUAAAGAUGUGUAGUGAAGCUCUGGCUCAUGAAGAGAGCCGUAGAAAAUCUCUGGAGAUUCAACUCUCAGAAACUAGAUCACGUUUCGAUGAUGUGUUUGUGCAAUCCGAGGAAGCCAAAUCCAGUGUUGAGUUGUUGACAUGUCAGAGGGAUAAAGACGUGGCCAAAUUGAGGGACUUAUUGGGUGAAAAAGAAGCCAUUCGCAAAGAAACAGAGUACCAAUGUGGGAGACUUAAGGAAGAGAAUCGGGAUUUGAAAUCAAGUCUCAAAGAAUUGCAGGAAGCUCAGAUUCAAGCAGCAGGAGCGAGUUCUUCUUCUUCACUUAAGAGUAAGCUUAAGAACUUGGAGCAGAAGCAUAGAGACUGUUCUAAGAACCUUGCAGUUAAAGAAUCUGAAUGGAGUACUAAAUUGAAUUUCAUGUUGAGAGAUUUGGAUGGAUUAAGGUCUGAUCUGGAGGAUAAGAAUAUGGUCAUAAGAAAUCUUGAAGCCGAGUUAGACUCUUCGACGAGACAGUUAGAGGAGAAGAAUAUUGAGACAUCUCUUAUUUUGAUGGUCUUGAAGUCUGGAAUUUCGGAUGUCCUACUGAAGUUUACAGAUGAUAUAGCUAAUUUGGAGCUGAAAAAUAAAGAGAAAGAAGAAAAGUUCCUUAAAGUCCAAUCUGAAGUUGAAGAAGAAAGUAAAAAAAUGGACUUGUUGACUAGAAAGUUGGAAACUUUCAAGGAUAUUGAACGCAGACAGGUCGCAAACGAUGGAACAGAUCUCGAGAGACUCGGAGAACAGCUCAAGGCAUCAACUGAAUGUCAGCAAAAUUUGAAGAAGCAAGUCAUGCAGUUGGAAUGUGACUUGAAAGAGGUUCGUCUUGCAUUAGGGAGAGCAAAUGAAGAACUGGAAGACAAGGUCCAUGAAGUCAAUGGGCUAGAGCUUGAUGCGCAGAAAUGGAGAUCUAUUGCGGAGGAGCUGAAAUUUAACCUUGAAGAGAAGCAACAUGUAACAGAAAAACUGAAGCAGCAAAUUGUCCAGAUGGAAAUUAGUCUGAAAGAGGAACAUCUUGAACUGGAAAGAGCAAACACUAAACUGGAAGAACAAUUCCUCACGGGAAAUGGACUGGAAUUUGAGAUGCUAACAUUGAAGUCUGUUGUUGAGCAGAUGAGAGGUGGUCUCGAAGAAAGACAACAACUGGAGAAAGAGCUUUUGGAAUCAGCUGGAUGUCAAGAUCGUCUAAACAAGCAAGUUGUCAUUUUGGAAAGUAAUUUAAAAGAGGUUCAUAAUGCAUUAGAAACAGCCAAGGCUGAACUUGAGGAAAAGUACAUGGAAGGGGAUGAACUAGGAUUUGAGCUGCAGACAUGGAAGUGCAUUGCUGAGAGGCUGAAAGUUGAUCUUGAGGAAAACCUGCAUAUGCGUAGACAAAUAGAAGAAUCUCUUCUUGCUGAAAUCGAGUUUGAAGUGACAAUCAAACAGGAAAAUGAUAAUCUUGCACAUGAAUUGGAAAUGAAAGGCAUAAGAUUAGCUGAACUACAACAACCCAGUCCUGCAUCAACACAGUCAUCCAUGGCUUGUGAAUCCGAUAUUGAUCUUGAUACGCACGAACAAGAAUGUAUUAGAAGAGAAUUCGAAGGAGCCAUUUUCGCACAUGCUAAUGCAGAAAAGAUUCUCGAAGAUUAUAAGAAUUUAUAUCACAGGCUUGUAGACGAAAGAGAUGAGAGAAUAAGCAACCUCAGUCAGCUUCUGAUGUUGGCUGAAGACACUCUCAAAACUAAGCAGAUUGAUAUUACUACUCUUGGUGAAGCCUGUGAAGAGAUGAGGACAGCUCAUGUUCUGAAGGAGAUGGACAUUCAUGUUAAAAAGAUGGAGAUUAUUUCACUGGAAGAAUAUUCUGUUGAGUUACAGGAUAAACUGCAGUUUCAGGAGCAGAACUUGUCCAGCUUAAAGGUGGAGAGAAAAGAGAUUGUGGCAGAGUUGGCUUCCAAGCAGUCAGAAAUAAAGAAAUUGGCUACAGAACUAAGAGCAUCAAAUUCUAUUAUCAAUCAACUCGAGAAUGAAAAGAGAAUGUUGGUUGGAGAUAUGAAGAGUUUAGUGUCUGAGAGAGAUGGUCUGUUUGAUUUUAUCGACAAAUUAUCAUCACGUAUACAAGAGCUGUCAAAUGAACAAACCAAGUUGACAGGGACUUGGCAAAGGAUUGUGCAGGAAGCGGGUAUCGAUGAAUUAGUUGAUGAUUCAAAAGAGAACAUUAUGGUUGGUGGUGGUGGUGGAAAGAAAGUCGAAGCCUCCUUUGCUGCAGAAGAAAGGUCCCCAUUCAAAUCUCUCCAAUUGAAUAGUAAAUGAGCAUAACAGGUAUUUCUUGUAUAGCUUGUAUCCAUUCUUUCACUAUCCUUAUUGUAGGUGAAUGAACCCCACGUGAGUUAUUUCAGAUUGUACACUAUUUGUUCAUUCUAUAACUGUUGUUCAGUUUGGCUAACUUCCAUUGAUUGAAAUGCAUUUCUUAA
This is a messenger RNA of Impatiens glandulifera, 3458 nucleotides long. RefSeq lists its product as uncharacterized. NCBI's taxonomy places the organism in Eukaryota, Viridiplantae, Streptophyta, Magnoliopsida, Ericales, Balsaminaceae. Bases 241 to 3297 code for a protein of 1018 amino acids. The record is from RefSeq and is a predicted model, not a curated record. The transcript has 2 exons.